AUGACAGAGGUCGCAGCGCCGGCGGCGUCACAGUCCUCUUUCCCCCUCCCCCGCGUAGCCAUUCAGUUCUGCACUCAGUGCAAGUGGAUGCUACGUGCGGCAUAUUUCGCCCAGGAACUCCUCUCAACCUUCUCCACGUCCCUAGGCGAAGUCGCCCUCCAGCCAGCAACAGGCGGCACCUUCACCGUGACCUUAACUCACCUCCCCGAAGGCGCGACCACAACCUCCACGACAAUCAUCUGGGACCGCAAGCUAGAGGGCGGUUUCCCUGAAACAAAAGAACUAAAGCGCCGUGUACGAGACGUCAUCGAGCCGAACAGAGACCUGGGACACGUUGACCGCAAGCACAGCAAAUCCACCGCAACAACGACAAUGCCUUCAGAAGACAACCAGAAGUCGUCGUCGGGAAGCUUCGCGGAUAACCUCCCCUCCGCGUCCGACGUCGUUUCUCACCUCAAGAAACACCCCGCAAACGCAUCUGCCAAGCAGAGUCAGGAUAACUCAACCACAGAAAAUAGUCCCUUUGACGACGCUGCCCGAGCUGCUAUUAAAUCUGCCGGCGCAAACAAAGGGCAGCAGGACAGAGCCGAUGUUUCGCCCCCAGGCCAGAACCUUGGAGAGUUGCGACGACAGCACCAAGAGCAGCAGCAGCAGCAGCAACAGCCGACCCAAGGUGACAAGAAGGAAGCGUGCGAGGACUGUGCGUGA
Molecule: messenger RNA, 708 nt
Organism: Colletotrichum truncatum
Lineage: Eukaryota; Fungi; Ascomycota; Sordariomycetes; Glomerellales; Glomerellaceae
Product: selenoprotein domain-containing protein
Source: RefSeq, a predicted model, not a curated record